GAAGGAAGGACAACACUGGAUUUUGUGAUACAGUGGCACUGGCCAAAGUCCCCUUUCAUUCCCUGCGCGUUGUUUCACUCAAAGGGUUUCCAUUCCACCAAGCUCUCCAUAGCCCUUCCCGCUUCCGCCUCGCCGUCUCCGCGCACCUGACUGACCCAACUCUCCUCGCCCGCUCAAAUUUCGAACGAAUCCCUGAUACCCAUUUCCUGGGACAUUUGCACUGCGCGUUUUGGUGGAGUAUCGCGCCUUCAUGAUGCAUUCUGAGUAAUGCGUCAGGCAACCGGCUGUUGCCGGCGCAUAAGAGAGAGCUAUGCUGGGUCGGCGAUGGCAUGAAGGCAUGGUGUGUUAGUAAGGUGUUGUCUGAUGUUCCUAUACUUUUCAUGGAAGGGGCACAUUUCGACCAGGGUUGAUAUUCUCCGCAUGCGUAUGUUUGCGGGAGUUUCGUGGGAGGGGCGAGCUUGAAAUGGGAAUAUGAGGUUAACAGCUUAAUUUUGUCAAUAACCCGUGGAAUGCUCAGAAAAAGGCUAAUCUUGCUCUAGGUUUUGGGGUCGUCCUGGAAUUUGGAUAGGUUUUCUGUUUUUUAUACAAAUAUUUAUUUUUCGAGAGAUUUAAAGGAUUACUGCCCAGGAUGAGUGCACAGGAAGUUCAAACGUGCGGGAAACCUCUAGAUACUCUCAUUGAAAGAGUGCUAUGCACGAACAUAUUGUCUUCUGAUUACUUCAAAGAGCUCUUUGGUCUUCAGACAUACACCGAAGUUGUGGACGAGAUUUAUAAUCACGUGGACCACGUGGAGCCAUGGAUGACUGGGAACUGCCGUGGUCCGUCAACAGCGUUUUGUUUACUCUACAAGCUAUUUACUUUGAAAUUCACCGUGAAACAGAUGCAAGAUAUACUUGACCAUCCAGACUCUCCAUACAUUCGGGCUCUAGGGUUUUUAUACCUGAGGUACGUUGGAGACCCUAAGACUAUCUGGGAUUGGUUCGAACCAUAUGUGAAGGACCCGGAAGAAUUUUCUCCAGGUUCGAACAAGAAAAUGACAACAAUGGGUGUAUAUGUGCGGGACAUUAUUUUGAAUCAGUACUAUUUCGAUACUCUCUUUCCCCGCAUUCCUGUUCCUAUUCUGCGGCAAAUCACUGCAUGCCUUGAACGUAUGAAGCUUCCAACUCAACCCUCGGGAGUUACUGGGAACAGUAGUCGACAUGGUUCAGAUGAUACAGCUAGAAGACCACCCUCCGUCAAGGCAGCCUUGUCAGUGUCUUUCGGGCAGCGAGCUCCCCACCGGGCAUUUACUCGAGAUUCUUCUCCUGUUCGCCGAACAGCACCGAUUCGGGAGGCUGGAGGCGCAGACGCUGAAAGAGACAAAAACAGGGAUUAUGGUCGAGACAAAGGGAGGAACUCUCGAGACAGGGACAGGCGUGACAGUGAAGCUCGGGACCGUGGGCGUGACGGGGAGCAGAAGGAUAGAGCCAUAGAACGAGAGAGAGAAAGGAGUAGGGAUUAUGAUCGUGAAGGAAGUCGCGGAAGGGGUAGAGAUGAAAGGGACAGAGACAAUGUCAGGGAUUAUUCUAGAUAUAGGGACGUAGACAGAAGUCGAGAUAGUGAACGGGACAGAUCAAGGAAUAGAGAUAGAGGGUGGGAGAGGGAGGAUGACAGGUCUAGGGACAGAAGGAGAGAUCGUAGUCUUAACAGGGAUAGAACAAGAGAAAGAAAGUAUAAUGGUGAACGGCUCCGUAGUCGAACUCGCAGUCGCAGUCCUGCGCAUCACAGUGAAGGUGUGGAUCGUAAUAGAUCCAGAAGCCCCGCUAGGGCUGCUCCUGCGUCAAAUAAUCUGAAGAAGUUGCUGGAUGUCUAUGGAGAUGCUAGCCAUGCAAAGAGUGAGAAUGAUACUACCAGUGGCUUCAAUUCAAAAGCGUCAGUUGAUGAUGAUGUCAUUCAUCUUGGAGGCUCAAGAUGGAGGUAGUUAGGAUCUUGAGGGCCGUGAGUUUUAGUGUGCACUUUGUCUGCAGAGUCUCUUGAAGUGAUAUAAGGACUCAUUCUGACCAGUGUUUAGGUUCUUCCAACUCUUUGCAGUGCCACGGAUUGAAAGCUUUCGGCAGUCUUUUGUUCUUAAUUCUCACUUGAGACUGCCAUUUUACUAUUUCUACGAUGGGUUGAUAAAUACUGUACAUGGAUAUUUGUGUGGGUAUGCUGUAUCGCUCUACAGCCCUGCCUGUCAGACGUGCCUUGGCCUUUUCGCCUUUUUCAGUAGCUGCGUACAAGAUUGCAGGUAGCCCCAGGCAGAGUAACUUUCAUAGUGGAUCCAGCAUUGAACCUCUGGUGCUGGGUUUCAAGUACUGCCAGCAUCAUCGGUGUGGCGAGUUUUUCAUUUUCGAAACACUUUUAUUUAUUUAUUUAUUUUGGCCGGUGUGGUUGUUAGUGGUUCAUUCAUGAGGCAUCGGGUGCUGACACCACGAAUACAAGUUCUUCGUAAUGUCCUGAUAGAGAUUUCAUGAAGGUAGACGAAGGAGUGUUUAAUUGUCCCGCCGAUUAUCAUUGGAACUAAUGCAAGUUUUAUCGUUCCUCGUCA
This is a messenger RNA of Physcomitrium patens, 2566 nucleotides long. Its product is annotated as pre-mRNA splicing factor SR-like 1. Lineage: Eukaryota; Viridiplantae; Streptophyta; Bryopsida; Funariales; Funariaceae. The record is from RefSeq and is a predicted model, not a curated record.